Molecule: messenger RNA, 714 nt
Organism: Pelobates fuscus (common spadefoot toad)
Lineage: Eukaryota; Metazoa; Chordata; Amphibia; Anura; Pelobatidae
Exons: 3
Coding region: 85-714 (209 amino acids)
Source: RefSeq, a predicted model, not a curated record
GAGCAGUGGAGAGGAUCCAGGGCAGUCGGAGAAGAGCGUAGGGAGGAAGGGCGGGUAGGGAGCUACUCGGGCAGACUACCCAGGAUGUCUUCUCCUUACAGGUCGCGGAGUAACUCACCAGCGGUUCCGAGGAGGGACCAGGCGGGCAGGAGUCGGCGUCUACUGGGAGCUCCAGUGUCAGAAAUGGCGGAUGGAGGGACAGCAACCCCGCGGCCUGCGGCGGCCAGGGGCAUCAGCGGAUGGAAAGUGUGGAUCUGGGGCCACUCGUAUGUCUAUUGGGCUCAGAAGAGGGCUGCUGUUCGGAGAAGUGGAGCACAGCUGGGUUUUACUCAAGGAGAAGUGUCGAUUUCUUGGUUUGGCUUUAGGGGGUUUAGCUGGCAAAGCCUUAGUAGUUUGUUGUUUAGCAGGUUGGCCGGGGGGUCUGCUCCAGACAUAGUUUUAUUACACGGGGGUGGGAAUGAUUUGGGUCUGAUUCCGCAAAGGGAGUUGGUUAGACGGAUGAAGAGAGACGUGGAUCGGCUGUUGGACCUGGUCCCUGGCGUGGUGGUGGUGUGGUCGGAAAUGGUCCCCCGUUUCACGUGGCGGCACGCCAGGGAUCCAGCUGCAGUGGCUCGAUGCAGGGGCAAGGUUAACAGGGCAAUGGCGAGUUUUGUGUCAGCUGGUAUCCACCACAGAGCGAAGUAUAAAAGGAACCACUUUGGAUAUGUUCUAUGA